Molecule: messenger RNA, 5525 nt
Organism: Toxotes jaculatrix (banded archerfish)
Lineage: Eukaryota; Metazoa; Chordata; Actinopteri; Toxotidae
Gene: ssh2b
Product: slingshot protein phosphatase 2b
Exons: 15
Coding region: 157-3876 (1239 amino acids)
Biological process (GO): protein dephosphorylation; negative regulation of actin filament polymerization; actin cytoskeleton organization
Cellular component (GO): cytoplasm
Molecular function (GO): protein tyrosine/serine/threonine phosphatase activity; actin binding
Source: RefSeq, a predicted model, not a curated record
GGGAGUAGUCAAAUAGUCUACGACCAGAGAGAAAGAGACAGGGGAAACGAGAGUAGACCAGGAGCCCGGGUUCAGCUGGGUUUUCUGCCCCUCAAAACAAUUAUGCUCGUCUCGCCGGUGUCGCUUUCUCUCAGGUGUCCGCUUCCCGGUCGCUGAAUGGCGCUGGUUACCGUGCAGCGUUCACCGACCCCCAGCACCAGCUCCAGCCCCUGCGUUUCGGAGUCCGGUAGUGGGGAGGAUGACCGCCGCUCUCAGCCGAGGAGCAUCAGCGAAAGUUUCCUGACAGUUAAAGGAGCUGCUCUCUUCUUACCUCGAGGAAAUGGCUCCUCCCCUUCUUCUGCCUCUCGCUUUUCACAGCUGCGCAGCAAACAUGCAGGAGACAUCCAGCAGCACCUACAAACCAUGUUCACUCUCCUCAGACCAGAGGACAACAUCAAACUGGCGGUGCGUUUGGAGAGCGCCCACUCUCACGUCACCCGCUACAUGGUGGUGGUCUCAACUAACGGUCGUCAGGACACGGAAGAGAGCGUGGUGCUGGGGAUGGAUUUCAGUCCUGUUGAUAGUUCAUGUUCUGUAGGUCUGGUUUUACCCUUAUGGAGUGACACGUUGAUACAUCUGGAUGGAGAUGGGGGUUUCAGUGUGUCAACUGAUAACAGAGUGCAUGUUUUCAAGCCUGUGUCUGUGCAGGCCAUGUGGUCGGCCCUCCAGUCGCUCCAUAAAGCAUGCGAGGUGGCUCGUUGUCACAACUAUUUCCCAGGCAGCUUGUUCCUCACCUGGGUUAGCUACUAUCAAAGCAGGGUCUCCUCCGACCAGGCACGCAUCAACGAGUGGAACGCCAUGCAGGAUGUGCAGUCGCACCGUGCCGAUUCACCCGUCCUCUUCUCUGAUGUACCCACAGAAAGAGAGCUGACAGAGCGUCAAAUCAAAACCAGUUUGAGGGAGAUCAUGAUGCAGAAAGACCUUGAGAAUGUCACCUGCAAAGAGAUCCGAACAGAGCUAGAAAUGCACAUGACAUGCAACCUGCGAGAGUUCAAGGAGUUCAUCGACAAUGAGAUGAUUGUCAUCCUGGGCCAGAUGGACAGUCCUACAGAGAUCUUUGAUCAUGUCUUUUUGGGAUCUGAGUGGAAUGCAUCCAAUUUGGAGGAGUUGCAGAAGAGCGGAGUUCAGUACAUCCUGAAUGUAACGAGGGAGAUUGAUAACUUCUUCCCUGGUGUGUUUGAGUACCACAACAUCCGCGUUUACGACGAGGAGGCCACUGACCUGCUUGCCUAUUGGAAUGACACCUACAAGUUUAUAUCUAGAGCCAAGAAAGCUGGGUCCAAGUGUCUGGUGCACUGUAAAAUGGGUAUAAGUCGCUCUGCAGCCACAGUGAUAGCAUAUGCCAUGAAGGAGUACGGCUGGGAUUUGAAAAAAGCCUUUGAUUAUGUCAAGGAGCGUCGAGCUGUGACCAAACCUAACCCCUCUUUUAUGAGACAGCUGGAGGAGUAUCAGGGCAUCCUGCUGGCCAGCAAGCAGAGGCACAACAAACUGUGGCGUUCUCACUCUGACAGUGACCUCUCCGAGCACCAUGAGCCACUGUCUAAAUCCUACGCCCAACCUCACAGCCUGGGUCGCUCAGACCCCCAUAACCAGGCCAGCACCACGCCUGGUCCCUCUGUAAAAGAACUGCUGGAAUCACUGGGAACUUCAGCCAGCACUGGCAAAGCAACACACUCCCCUAGCCAGCCAGAUACUGGCAUCCAGACCAAUCAGCUCAGCUCUUUAUCCUUAGAGAGAGUGGCGCCUCUAUCAAGUGAUGCUCACACUCAAAGCCUGGAGGCUCAUUCUGCUGUAGGCUGCGGCAACCACCUGGAUCCCCCUUGUCCUGAAUCCACAGCUGGCCCUGUGUCUCCGUUAUCGCCUCCACUUUCCAAUGGCUUAUGUGACACCGAGGAGCAGCCCUCAUCACCUCCUCUCUCCCUGCCAAGGGCUGCCACGGUGGUGCCCGAACCUCAAAAGACAGACAUGGUGACUGUUGCACAGAGUGUUUUGGUGGGCCUGCCUCACCCGCCUCCAUCCCUUCACCACCUUCCCCUCUCCCCUGCUCCAUCCCCAACUCCAGCCUGCGUGGAUGAAGUUAUCAAACCACAGGUAUUGUCCUGCUCUCUGCCUGUGACAAAACCUAUGCUAGUGUCAGUGCCUGAGCCCAUGACAACACAAACACCAAGCACACAAUUCGCCGGACCCCAAUGUCUGUCUGCACCAGUGCCUGUCAAAAAACCAGACUGUGACCAACAGAUGUGUGGCCUGUCUUUGGACGGUUUAGCAGCCCAGCCUCCCUUCACUAGUGAUUUUAUCAGUGCCAUUCCACAAGACAAUGAGGUGUUGUUCGGCCACAGUGCAGAUCACAUUAACUUUUUCAGUGCCAGGGAAAAGUUCAAGGGAAUGAGUCAAGAUGGUAAAACUCACUGUGCUGCAGUGCAGCAGUCAGCCCAUCCGAAGAGUUGUGCCAAGGAACAGCAACCACUGCGUCAGGACGUUUCCACUAGUGAGGGGAAGGAGGAAGAGAAAAGAAAGGAAAUGACUGUUCCUGUGCAGGUCACAGGACUGAAGUCUGCAGUGCAUACCGAGACUUCACCUCUUGCCCCCCUUAGUCAGCCAGAGCCUCAUUGCUCUCAGGACCAGGACGUGAGGAAUUCGAGGCAGGAAAUAGAGGAUAGAAAUGUUUCAUCACAGAAGGAAGCAGAGAAUGUAAAAGAGGAAUCGGCAAACAAAGCAGAGGAAGAGGCAGCUCCUGCUCGUCUCUACAGCGAUUGGACGAGGGGGUCUGUGCGGCGCGUCACACGACAGCUGGAGCAAAGAAUGAAACAGGAGCAUGACACUCCAUCACCCUCCUCAUCCCCACCGUCCUUCUCUGGGAGUACCUCCUGCUCUCAGCGGCGUUUGCCCGGCGUCCAUCCUGCAUCAGUAUCUCAUUUUCAAGAUGCAUCAGUUUGCUCGCAGGUGUCCGUAGUUAGCACUGUGCAGGAGGAGCAAGAGGAGGAUGAUGGGAAGUUUCGACCAGUUAAAAGGGAGAGUUGUGAUGUAGUAGAGAUGGAGGUGCUAGGAAAUAAUGACGGAAGCACAAAAGGACACAAACUCCAGCCUGCUGAUACUAGAUUGCUCUCUACCUCUUCUCCUUUCCACCACUUUGCCCAGUCUCCCUUUGCCUCUGUGAACUUCCUGUGUCUGGAGGGCGUGACAGAGCUUGAGUCAGCCACAGACUGGGAUUUCUCCACAGAGGGACCCCAUAGUGACAUUAUAAUGAGGGAGACAUGGGAAACUUUGUGUGAGCUGGGUGCCUUCCUGCAGCAGGUGAGCGCGGGCGGAGCCUGCAAGACCAGGUGUGUGGACCAGGUUUUUGGCUUCAGUGCUAGGACCACUCAGAAGCGAGGUAGCAGCAUCCAUAAGAGGGUCAGAGAGGUGGAAGCCAGGAUUCGCCAGGCAGGGCUGACCCCUCCAUCCCUGAUGAAGCGGUCAGCCUCUCUGGCCAAACUGGGCUGUCUGGAGCUGCUCGCCAAUGACCUGAGUGACUGGGAGCUCAGCCGCUCCUCUGUGUCUCUGCCAGCAGCAGAACCUCCAGUCCACGCAAUUAGUGAUGAGUCCAAGAAGCAGCGGGUCCACGACUCUCCAUCUGCAGCAGACCAGCAGCCAGAUGAAGCUGAAGCUGGGAAAACCUCACCCGGAAUCUCUCCAUCAAAUCAGAGUCCACAGAGAGGAAAAGUCGCUAACGCUAGCCAAGAUUCUCUGCAUUCGCCUGGGCCGACACUUAUGACAACAAGGCAGCAAUAUGGAAGGACUCACCCACUGAGGCGGCUUAAGAAAAGAACUGUUAGUACCCUUUACCACACCAUGUAACCCUCACUGUGUGUCUGUGUGUGUGUAUGUGUGUGAAAGAGAGAGACAGAGAUAAUGUGCACGUGUGAGAUAUGGAGAUGAUGUGCAUAUGUUGGAUUUAUUCAGCAAAACACAACAAUGCCUCUUGCCUUAAAGGAUAUGUUUAGUAGUUCUGUUUUUCCCUGCAGAUCCGCCAAGAGCCUCUGUGAAAUCUGUGACACGAGGUGUUUGUCUCAGUGCGAGAGCAGUGACAAGGCUAUGAAGGUUCUGGUUAAGCAGCAAAAACAAUCAUCCAGAUGUAUUUGGGUAACUUGUUUCAAAUGUUAAUAUGCCUGAGCCUGCACAUACUCAGUGUUCACAUCAUUGCUGGUUUCUCCAUCAUCAACUUGAUAUUUACUUGAUCGCUGUUGGUUGACUGAAUAGUUCGACCUAAUGUUAGGUGGAAUGUAGCAUGUGUUUUCCUCCUCUUGUGCUUUCAUGUCUCUUCAUCAAUAUUUGCUAGUUGUGCUGGGUAGCUACCAAGAAAAUGCCACAGCUGUUCUUCUGGUACAAUCUGAAGGUAAAUUAAUCCGCCCAACAUCAGUUCAACACUCGAACAGACUCUCUCACUUCUCAAACCUUCAAAAACGAUCAUUUGAAGAUAAAACCUUGAUUAAUUUGGCAGAAAUACAAACAGAAAAAAACACCGCUCAAAGCCACUUCUGCUGUUUGAGACUGAUUUGAUGGCACAGGUCGUGCUAGCAGCAGCUCAUCGAAAACACACAAAAGCUCAGGUUGAACUACAGACACCACGGCUUAAUGUUUUAUCCCCAAAGAAAGAUGUGUCCAGAGCUGGUGACGGGAAUGUCAGUGGAAAGUGGUUGCGUAGUUGUGCAGCAGUUUACUGAAACAAAUUGCAAAGACAAGAGGCAUGCUGUUUAUUUUAUGUUUGCUUUGACUACACAAUACCUCAGUAUGUCUGAACCAAAUCUGACCUGCACCAAUGUCAGGCUCUGGAUUCCUGGAAUGUCCGUCUCAAUCAGAAAGAAUUUCAAUUUCACUACUUGAUAAACUGAAGCGAACUCGUCUCUCUCUUGUCCUCUCACAGUUCUGAUGCCACUCAGACUAGAUGUUUUUUUGUAUGUAUUACUGUGUGGAAGAAAGGUUAGGCUAGAGGGUUGGGUUUUUAGCUAUGUUCUCUUUGGGAUGUAAAGGUCUAUAUUGUAAGUGUUGACAUUUUAGGAACUGUACAUGUUUUUAUAUCUGGUUUGUGUCCGUGUGUGAGUGCGACUGUGUAGCACAACUUUACCAUGUGGGUGUGUACAUUCUUUUCUUUUUUCUUUUUUUUAAAUUGAUUGUUAUUCUCUUUCGUACACUUUUUAGGAGUGUGCCUGUGACUGGCAAGUGAAGCUUCUCUGCAGUCUAUCAGAAAUGUCUGUACAGAGAGGUCUGUCAUACAUGCACUUUACUCCCUUUUUAAUUUUAAAUGUGGCUUAAUUUUUAGUGUUUUUUUUUUUUUUAAUGCGUGGUUGCUACUUUUGGGGAGCAUGCUUAGGUAGUAGCAGCUGUUGGGUAUGUGUGUGUAUUGUUAAAAACUGAUUUUUUUUCCCUUUAUUUUAAACUAUCAGUGUAAAUAUUCUUUUAUAUCAUGUGCUUCAACUGUGACCAUUAAACAAUGGAAAUUAUUUAGA